GUGGGCGGAGAAAGGGGCAGCUGGUGCAUUUUGGGAUUAGGUCCUGUGAGGCCGUUUCUGAACUGUUUCGCUGCGUUUCCUCUCGGUCUUCGCGGAAACUUUCGGGUCCACAGACUGAAGAGAAGUCUCCACCGUCAUGGGAGGCGGAGACCUGAACCUGAAGAAGAGCUGGCACCCUCAGACCCUUCGCAAUGUGGAGAAAGUGUGGAAGGCGGAACAGAAACAUGAGGCGGAGCGGAAAAAGAUCGAGGAGUUGCAGCGAGAGCUUCGAGAGGAGCGAGCUCGGGAAGAGAUGCAGCGCUAUGCUGAGGAUGUGGGGGCCGUCAAGAAAAAAGAGGAAAAGUUGGAUUGGAUGUACCAGGGCCCUGGCGGGAUGGUCAACCGUGAUGAGUACCUGCUGGGCCGCCCCAUUGACAAGUACGUUUUUGAGAAGAUGGACGAGAAGGAAGCAGGCUGUUCUUCUGAGACAGGACUCCUCCCAGGAUCUAUCUUUGCCCCAUCGGGCGCUAACUCCCUUCUUGACAUGGCCAGCAAAAUCCGGGAAGACCCUCUCUUUAUCAUCAGGAAGAAAGAGGAGGAGAAAAAAAGAGAAGUACUGAACAAUCCCGUGAAAAUGAAGAAAAUCAAAGAGCUGUUGCAAAUGAGUCUUGAAAAGAAGGAGAAGAAGAAAAAGAAGGAGAAGAAGAAGAAGCACAAGAAACACAAACACAGAAGCUCGAGUAGCGACCGCUCCAGCAGUGAGGAGGAGCAGGGCCAGGGCAGAUCGCAAAGGAAGACGGCAAAUUCCUUUCCUGUUUUGUCCAAAGUCCCUGGAUAUGGCUUACAGGUGAGGGACUCUGAGCGUAACCAGGGGCUGCAGGGUCCUCCGGCUGAGCCAAGGGGGAUGAAGUACCAUUCCCGAUCAAGAAGCUCCUCCCACUCACCCCCCAGACAUGUCAGCAAGAAGAGCACCAAGGAAGACAAGUCCCGGGACAGGAGGUCUCGCUCCCCAGUCAGAAGGUCCCGGUCCCCAAGGCCCAGCAAACCGCAUGCCUCUAAGGUGAAUAGGAAAGAGAGAGACAGCCCAUCACCUAAAAAGGAGGUCUACCAGAGGCGGCAUGCUUCCGGAUACACCAGAAAACUCUCAGCAGAGGAACUAGAGCGGAAACGGCAGGAGAUGAUGGAAAAUGCCAAGUGGAGGGAGGAGGAGAGGCUCAGCACCCUCAAGAGGCAUGCCAAGGAGGAUGAACGAGAGCGCAGGCUGGAGAAGUUGGACUCUCGGUCGGGCAAGUUCCUCCAUCGCAUGAAACUGGAGAGCGCGUCCACUUCCUCCCUGGAGGACCGGGUGAAGCGCAACAUCCACUCUCUGCAGCGGACGUCGGUAGCUCUGGAGAAGAACUUCAUGAAGAGAUGAGAACCAGCCACUCACACUGGUUUUCCUCAGUUUACCAGGGAGCCCGCUGACUCCUUCCAAUUCUCUUUAUAAGAGUUCAAAUGUCUUCUACCGAUGAAAAACCACCGUUUUAAAGUGCCCCUUGUCCACUGACUCCUGAAAAAUCGUGCAUCCUUGAAAAAUCAGUGUGACUUGGGGCCCUCAGGAACUCUGGCUGGAAGGGUUUUGACUGUGGUUGACCGGAUGGGUAUUAGAAGGCGGGGGGGGGGG
Molecule: messenger RNA, 1642 nt
Organism: Psammomys obesus (fat sand rat)
Lineage: Eukaryota; Metazoa; Chordata; Mammalia; Rodentia; Muridae
Gene: Cwc25
Product: CWC25 spliceosome associated protein homolog
Exons: 10
Coding region: 137-1393 (418 amino acids)
Biological process (GO): mRNA splicing, via spliceosome
Cellular component (GO): U2-type spliceosomal complex
Source: RefSeq, a predicted model, not a curated record